Messenger RNA from Epithele typhae, 3705 nucleotides. RefSeq lists its product as uncharacterized. Lineage: Eukaryota; Fungi; Basidiomycota; Agaricomycetes; Polyporales; Epitheliaceae. The transcript has 4 exons. The record is from RefSeq and is a predicted model, not a curated record. Bases 1 to 3705 code for a protein of 1234 amino acids.
AUGGCGGGAGCGGCUUCUCAAACGAGACCUGAGCCGAUGAAUGCGUCGCCGUACCAUUCGAAGGUCAAGGUCACCCUCAGGUUUGCCGACACCCAAUUCAUUGCUGGAGGGAUGGUGACCGGGAAGAUCGAGCUGGAGUGCAAAGCGGAGAAGGGUCUUGGGAUCAGUGUAAUCAUGGUCGAGUUGUUUGGUGUAGAAGAACUCACGUCAAGAGACCAUUCUGCGACAUCCACCUUCCUCCACUCACGGCGAUUAUUCCAAGGGCCAGGUCUCCCUCCCUCCAACUCCGUCCAUCCAUAUCCCGCUCCCGGCGACCCCCCACUACCGUCCCACUACUACCACGCUCGUCGCGGGAUCACGACUUUCCUUUUCCAGAUCCCCCUUCCCGAGACGUCUCCUUCGUCAAUAGACUUCGGCUCCAGCUUGGCCACUCUUCGAUAUGAAGUGCGCGCCAGCGUGGGGGUAUUUUGGAAGGGCGAGAAGAAGCUGGUCACGGACAAGAAGAUGGUGGAUAUCAUAGAGCGGCUUGACGAGCGGCGAAAUAUCGAGUCGGAUGGAGUCAUCGUCGGGGAGAACGGCAAGAUCUGGAUGCAGGGAAGGGUUCUGGGAGGGCUUAUGGUCGCCGGCGAACCGACAUGCAUCGAGCUACAGGUGAAGAACCAUACGACCAAGAAGAAUUCUGGCCUGUCUGUGACGUUGACUCGCGAGCUCUACCUGCCCAACGUUCCUGCCACCCAGAAGCAACCCCUCCAGAUCUCAGAUACCCUGACGUCUGUGUCUUUCAAGGGACCGGAGUAUAUCAUCGGGCCUGGUGUCGAAGGCGUGGCGAACCUAGUGGUAGAUGUGCCGAAAACCGCUCGGGGAGUAAGAGGAGGUAGGAGGUUUGGAGAAGGGAACAAGUCAACCGAAUGUCUCUUCGAGGUGCGAUGUACGGUUGGGAUCAAGCUCGGGAUGGGCAUUGGCAGCAAGGAUAUCUAUCUCAACCUGCCUGCCGCCAUUUGUCACCCUGCCGUGGUUCCCGACUUCCCGCCUCCCGACCUCUACUCCCCCAUGGUCACUGGCGCACCCGUCUUUGAUCCCGCCACGGGCAUGUUUUACCAGCCACCAAUGUCUCCGGGGCCGUACGGUCGCGUCUGGUCCCCGGCGCCGUACCUCGACCGUGCUGUGUCCCCUGUACCGUAUCUCGACCGCGCCAUGAGUCCUUAUCCCUACCAGCCUCCUAUAUCCCCACCCAUCGGGCCUUACGUGGACCACGGACAAGUCUGGUUGCCGCCCCCGACCAUGCCCAGCAUGUACGCUCCGCCUUCCUACUAUGGCCAACACGACCUGUACGCACCUGCGAUCCCCUUCGCUCCUCCCCGCCCAUCCAGCACGGAACCGGCGCCCUCUCGGCCCAUGCACGAGCUCCAGAAUGUGUCAGCAGCAGCACCUCUCAUCCCCAUGCCCACCGGAUCCAACAAUGGGGGAGACCGCGAAGAAGGCAAGGGCGAACGCGCCUCCCGCAUUGCGACCCACCUCCGCAUGUCGUCGCGCGCACGCUCCGCAUCUCCGCCGGCACAUCGCUACCACGUCGCGGAAGCGCAGCCUAUACAUGCCACGAUCCACCCAUCGGCCCUCCACGCGCCCGAUGGUCUGCCGACCGCGCAGGAGGCGUUCGCCAGCCCAAUGUCGUCGCCCGAACUGCACUCCCAGCCGAACCUGAGGCUUUCCCCGUUGCUCACUGGUGGCGAUGUCGUCUCGCCGCGUCCCAUGCUCUCGCCGAAGAUUUCCUUCUCCAAGGACCCCUUUGAAGCGGUGUCGCCCGUGGAGAAUCUCGAACGGCUCGCUGAGACCGCUACUCCCGUGGCUGGCGCCAUGUCGCCUGCGCUGAGUCAACGGAAGUUGAGCGAUGACAAGACUGGUGGCAGCAUGGACAAGACGCUUCCCCGACCUCCCGUCCCCAGCACGAAGGAGUACUUCGCGGUCACUCCCCGGGGCCGUGCCGACACACUCUUUCCGCUCGAUCCGAGUCCUGGGCCAGACCAGACUCCUCCCACUCCCACUCUCGCCGCCGCAAACACUUCGCUACGCCCACCACGCGGAGCCCCAUCAGGUCUGGACGCUCUCGAGGCCCGUCUGCUCGCGGAGGUCGGGACCCGCAAGCCGGAGAAGGCGCGCGCUCCCGACGUGCGCGAGGUGCUCGGCAUGCCGGCUCCCAUUGCCAUCCCUCGGCCGGCUGACGUCGAGCCCCCCGUCGACUCUGCUAUCUCGAGCCUGUCUCUCCCUGGGUUGGACGACGCGCGUACGCUCAAGCGCGCGGGCCUGAGCGACGUCGAGGACGCAGAGAAGGAGAAGGAGCGGGAGAGGGCGCGGGAGCGCACUCUGAGCGGUGACCUCGACCCUGCGCUGUCGUCCCGUGCCCGGGGCAGCAAGGAAACGAUGCGGGCGCGGGAGAGCAAGGAGACGAUGCGCGGGAUGCGGGAGAGCAGGGAGACGAAGAAGGCCGGCGGGUCCGGCGGGGCGCGCCAACGAGAGCGCAAGAAGUCGGCGGCGGCCGAGGAGAACAAGGAGGUGCUCAAGCUGCGGAAGGCUGCUCAAGGCCGCAUCGCUGCAUGGCUGGGGAGCAUCGACCCAGAUGCCCCGCCCCAGAUCCCAACGCCGCCCCUCGAGACGCCGUCGCCCGUGGGUACGCCCGAACUGCAGGACAGGUCGGCGCGCGGACGGUCGAAGUCGGCUGUGGGUCUGGGCUUGGGUGUGAAUGGCGACGCGGACGCCAAGUCACCCGCUCGCAGCCCAGCCGUCAGCCCAGCCCGGAGUGCUCGCAGCGCGCGGAGUGUCAAGGCGACCCCUGAAGCUACUGAAGGGCCUGGGGAGGCGACAACCGAUACCCAGGCUUCGCCUAACCCUCGUUCGUCCGGCUUCUUGCCGAUCGGGACCAUCCGCGCACAGGCCACCGGCAAGGGCGGCCACACUGUCAAGAAGAACCCGUCUCCGUUCGACGCGUUCAAGCUGCCCAAGGCGUCGGAUCGUAUUGGCCUCUACCCGCCUCGUCGCCUCGAUCCCGAGGUCAAGUACGAUAUUCGCUCGGCUCGCGGCGGCAAAGGCGGCAUUGUCACGUCCGUCGCCGCAUUGUGGGCACAAGGUGUGCCAGGCGUCAGCGACAGCAAGAUGGGCGCGACCAAGCCGACACCGAUCAAGCCCUCAGCGAACGCCUCCAAGCUUGCGGAGCAGUGGAAAGUGCGUUCGGGAGGGAUCGAGAGCAAGCCCGCCACGAGACCCAAACCUGCUGGUCUUGUCGAUGCCCGUCCCAAGGCCAUGCGACCGACCACAAAGGCAGCGCAGUCCUCACCCGCUGUGACGUCGCCUUCCUCGGAUCCUAUGUCGACCUCUUUCGGAGAUCUCACAGCCAAGCGUGCGAGGAUGGUGAAGGCCACCCCUGCCAUUGCUUCCGUGUCUUCUUCUAUGGCUACACCUACUCUCUCGUCUACCGCAUCUCUGGCCCGUCCCAUCGCUGCGCGCGCCGAACGCGCCAAGCUCAACAUGAAGCUCCCUCCGACCAUUGCUGAGGCCGUCGCUGAAGCCCGGCUGGGUGCAAAGUCUCCUCCGAACUCCGCGCCCGAUACGCCCAAACCACCGUCGUCCCUACCAGCCAAGGCAGACCUCGCUUUUGGUCAGGCACGACUCCGCGAGCUGAUCAAGCGAUACCAAGGACAAGUGAACUCGUAA